AUGGGAGAGAAACCGUACAGCUGUGACCAGUGUGGAAAAGCGUUCACUGCAUUAGGUACCUUAAAUCACCUACGUAUUCACACUGGAGAGAAACCUUACAGCUGUGACCAGUGUGGGAAAGCGUUCACUGCAUUAGGUACCUUAAAAAAUCACCUACGUACUCACACUGGAGAGAAACCUUACAGCUGUGACCAAUGCGGGAAAGCGUUCACUGCGUUACGUAUCCUAAAACAUCACCUACUUAUUCACACUGGUGAGAAACCUUACAGCUGUGACCAAUGCGGGAAAGCGUUCACUACAUCAGGUGAACUAAAAAUCCACAGACGUGUUCACACUGGAGAGAAACCAUACAGCUGUGACCAGUGUGGGAGAUGUUUCUUUCGCUCAGAUCACCUAAAAGCACAUAAACGUGUUCACACUGGAGAGAAACCGUACCGGUGUGAACAGUGUGGGAAAGGUUUCACUCAGGCAGGUACCCUAAAACAACACUUACCUAGUCACAGUGGAGAGAAACCUUACAGCUGUGGGCAGUGUGGGAAAGCGUUCUUUACAUCAUGUGCCCUAAAGAAACACCUACGUAUUCACACUGGAGAGAAACCGUACAGCUGUGGGCAGUGUGGGAGAAGUUUCGCUAAAUCACGUGAGCUUUUGGUACACAGCCGUAUUCACACUGGAGAGAAACCGUACCGGUGUGAACAGUGUGGGAAAGGUUUCACUCAGGCAGGUACCCUAAAACAACACUUACCUAUUCACACCGGAGAGAAACCUCACAGCUGUGGACAGUGUGGGAAAGCGUUCUUUACAUCAUGUGCCCUAAAGAAACACCUACGUAUUCACACUGGAGAGAAACCGUACAGCUGUGACCAGUGUGGGAAAAGUUUCACAAAAUCCAGUGACCUUAUGGUACACAGCCGUGUUCACAGUGGAGCAAAACCGUACUGGUGUGGGCAGUGUGGGAAAAGUUUCUCUCGAUCGGGUCACCUAGGAAGACACAGCCGUACUCACACUGGAGAGAAACCGUACUGGUGUGAAACAUGUGGGAAAACCUUUUCUACUGAUAGAAGCCUUAAACGCCACCAACGCAUUCACACUGCUUAGUUUAGAAAAGUUUUCAGCGCCAAGUGAGCCGUUUCCUCAAGCCUCCUCUUCGUGCUGUCUUUGUAAUAAGCCUGAAUGUAAACCUCCUCGGGGUGGGGUGGGGGGUAAUAUAAGGUAAAGAAAAAUAUAGGCUUAAAAAUAUGGGGAUUAUUGGCAACCCACUUUUGCAUUUUGCAGAGAAACAGAGAGAGAGAUGUUAUCUGGUAUGACGUCAACAGACACACAGGAAGUGUUACAUUAUGAAGCGACAGUUGACGCACCACUGCAGUUGUCCCUCACGAACAUUAAGUUUCAGUUUCGAUCCACAUGCGGCGCACUUGAAAACUGAAUCACGGGCGACUUCAUGACUUUUUUUCCUCUUGUGUCCGCGGGGUAUUACAUUUUGAUUUUGAAAUAUAAGACUUUUUAAGACCUUAAAAGUCUUAAAGAGGUGGUAUUAUGCUUUUUGGUUUUUCCACUCUCCUUUGUUGAGUUAUCAACAUAUUUAUAAUUAAAAAAGUGAAAAAACCUAAAGUCCAGCCCAAAGGGAGUUCCCAUCUCCCACAGAAAACUCUGCUCUGAACCGCUUGAAAACAGCUUGUUUGUUUACGGUCUUUUCGCUGACCCGCACUUCUCUGCUUCUGAUUGGCUAGUAGUCACUAACUAGAAACUGCUCAUGUGUAACUCCCAACAAAGAUCAUUUAGAGACCAGAUGUAUCACUCCAUAGCUAAAGUUUUGAAAAUGAAACCAUGUAAACCUGUUCUGGUACAACCUCUAAAUAGGAUUUUGAACCUGAAAAUGAGCAUAAUACCACCUCUUUAAAUUCACUGACGUUUGUGUUCUAGGUCUUAAAUAAUAACUAAACGGGGGUUAAGUAGUGUUGCAGGACGCACAAAUGAAAUGUAAUUAUACAGAAGGGAGGUGGUUCUCAUGUUUUUAUAUUCAUUUCUACAAAUGUAUAAAGUAGUAAAAUAAGACGCAAGGCAAAUUAACAGUUUUAUCUGUAAUAAUUAUGCAAUCAUAUUAACAGUGUUUUCCUGCCAAAACUGCUAGGUACUGCGCCAUGAAUGUAAAAUCCUUGUGGAGAGCAUCUUAGCUUUUGGGGUUUGUUUAAAGUCUCCUCUAGAUUUUCCUACUUAUUAUUUACAGAUGUGGUAAUAACAAUGUUCCAGAAUUACAUGGAAUUGCAGAACAGAAAAAUACCAUUUUCAGACACGAAUGCGGGAUUUGAAAAAGAAGACAAUAACAAAGUAAUGGCGCUGCAGAAGCAGCUGGUAGGUAACCACAGCUCAGUGCAGCAAAAGUUGAACAUGUGAUGUUGGUGGUUAAAUAAAUGUUUUUGUACAAGUUAUUCAUUGAAGCGGAAUUUUUAAAAAUAAGCAUUUUAUUAAUGUUUGUUUCUACAAAGAUCCAUGCCCACAUUUUUAUUGUUCUGUAUUCUUGUAUUGUGAUAUUUUAUUCUGUUUUAUUCAUUUUUAUAUGCAACAUUUGUAGAAAUCCUCAAUAAACAGAUGCCUCAAUCAU
This is a messenger RNA of Micropterus salmoides (largemouth bass), 2602 nucleotides long. Its product is annotated as zinc finger protein 135-like. The record is from RefSeq and is a predicted model, not a curated record. Lineage: Eukaryota; Metazoa; Chordata; Actinopteri; Centrarchiformes; Centrarchidae.